ACUCUGCAGAAUGACUUUGAGCCAGGCUUCAUGGCUGGUGGAGACUUUGUGAUUGGAGGGAUUUUCCCUCUGCACUACAAUCAGGAAAUGCCGGACCUGAACUGCACUUACAAGCCAGGACAAGUGCAGUGCAAUGGUUUUGACCCCAGAGCUUUCCGCUGGGCUCUGACUAUGAAGCUUGCUGUAGAGGAGAUUAAUAACAGUACUGAGCUUUUACCCAAUCAUACUCUGGGAUAUAAGAUAUUCGACUCCUGUGCGUACCCUCUAACAGGACAGAGAGCAGCUCUAGCUGUUAUGAAUGGGCCAAAUGAAGCAGAUAGGCCCAUGUGUUCUGGUGCAAGCCCAAUGCUGGCCAUCAUCGGUGAAUCUGGAUCCGCUCAGUCUAUAGUGGUUUCUAGAAUUUUGCAGCAUUUCAGAAUUCCAAUGAUCAGCUACUUCUCAUCCUGCGCCUGUCUCAGCAACAGACAAGAGUUCCCCACAUUCUUCAGAGUCAUCCCCAGUGAUGCCUACCAAGUGAAAGCCAUCGCCAAAUUGCUGCUACACUUCAACUGGACUUGGGUAGGGGUGGUGCGAGGGGACCACGAGUAUGGACGGUCAGCCCUCCAGGGCCUACUAAAGGAGUUGGAGGGUACAGGUGUGUGCGUGGCCUAUCAGGAAAUGAUCCCACUGCUGUAUAACAGCCAGAGGGCAGUAGAGAUCUUUCGGGUGAUGAACAGCUCCAGUGCUCGAGUAGUAGUGGUGUUCUCAGCUGAGGGAGAGCUCACACCCUUUCUGAGAGACUACAUGGAGCUGAAUGUCACUGGGAUCCAAUGGAUUGCCAGCGAGGCCUGGGUAACAGCUGCAGUGUUCACCGGAAGCAAGUACUACCCCUUCCUUGGUGGCACUAUUGGGUUUGGUAUACGGCAGGGCUACAUCCCACAGUUGAGGGAAUAUCUGACAACGGUAAACCCACAAAGGUACCCCACCAAUCCCCUAGUGCAGGAACUGUGGGGGGCUCUUUAUGGCUGCUCUCCCUUCUCAAGCGAUGGCGCUCAGCUGCCCCUAUGCACAGGGCACGAGACCAUCAGCAAGCAGCACUCUGCCUACAUGAACACCUCCAGCCCUCGCAUUGCUUACAAUGUCUACAAAGGGGUAUAUGCUAUCGCUCACUCCCUCCACAACCUCAUUUCCUGCAAUCCUGGAAAUGGCCCAUUCAUUAACUCCACUUGUGCACACGUCACCAAAGUCUUCCCAUGGCAGCUCCAGCAUUACCUUCAAGAGGUCUCCUUUACUAUCUCAGGAGAGAUGGUGAACUUUGACACAAAAGGUGACUCUAUCCCAUCCUACGACCUGAUCAACUGGCAGAAGGGCACAGAAGGCAAUAUUGAGCUGGUAAAAGUGGGCAUGUUUGAUGGAGCUCGAGAGCCUGGGAAGGAGCUGGUCAUUUAUGAGAUGGCUAUCACAUGGUCUGGAGACCAGACAGAGGUGCCAGUAUCUGUUUGCAGUUUCAGCUGUGCUCCGGGAUUCAGGAAGGCUGUCCGUCGUGGGGAGCCUCUGUGCUGCUUUGAUUGUGUACCAUGUGACAGUGGCAAGAUUAGUAAUCAGACAGAUUCAAUAGACUGCAUUCCUUGUUCUGAAGAUUACUGGUCCAACAUUGAUGGAACAGCAUGUAUCCCCAAGGUUGUUGAGUUCCUUUCUCAUGACGCAAUGGGAGUGACGCUGACAGUGAUUUCUGUGGCAGGGGCCUGCGUCACUUUAGCUGUAUUUGCAGUUUUCCUCUAUCACAGAAACACUCCCAUAGUGCGAAUCAAUAACUCAGAGCUGAGUUUCUUCAUUCUAAUCUCCUUGACGCUGUGCUUCCUGUGUGCGCUGAUCUUUAUUGGAGAGCCCACGUCCUGGUCAUGCAUGCUGCGCCACACUGCUUUCAGCAUUACCUUCUCUCUCUGCAUCUCCUGCAUCUUGGGCAAAACGUUAGUGGUUCUGGCAGCUUUCACAGCCACCCGGCCUGGAAACAAUGUGAUGAAGUGGCUCGGGCCUACGCAGCAGAGGAUCAUCAUCUUCAGCUGCACUCUGGUCCAGAUGAUCAUCUGUGCUGCGUGGCUCAUAGCCUCCCCUCCAUUCCCCUACAGAAACACGCAGUAUCAGCACUCCAAGAUCAUUCUGGACUGCAGUGUGGGCUCUGCCCUGGCCUUCUGGUGUGUGCUGGGCUACAUUGGUUUUUUGGCUGGCCUGUGCUUCAUUUUGGCCUUCCUGGCUCGCAAACUGCCGGGAAAUUUUAACGAGGCUAAAUAUAUCACCUUCAGCAUGUUGAUAUUUUGUGCAGUGUGGUUGGCCUUUGUGCCUGCCUACGUCAGCUCACCUGGUAAAUUUACCACUGCUGUUGAAAUAUUUGCUAUUUUAGCUUCUAGCUUCGGCCUCCUUUCGUGCUUGUUUGCUCCAAAAUGUUAUAUUAUUCUACUCAAACCAGAGAAGAACUCCAAACAGCAUCUAAUGGGGAAAGAAAAAGUACUGAAAGACAGUGAGCACACUAUGCAGCUGACGUCAAGUCUAAUGAUGUUUGUAUCAAUGCUGUGGACACCUGGGCUCAGUCCAGCAUGUAGAGCUGAUCCUGUCAGCUGCAGGCUUUGGGUUCAGCCUCAGUUGCCUGGUCUUUCUAUGAAUGGAGAUUUUGUGAUUGGGGGGAUUUUCUCCAUUCAUUACUACAUGAGAUCAGAGCAGAACAGCUACACCAGACAGCCACUCCAGCCUCAGUGCUCUGGGAGUAUGGAUUACAGGGAGCUGCGCUUCGCUCGUGCCAUGGAGUUCACCAUCCACGAGAUCAACAACAGAACAGAUCUCCUGCCGGGAAUCACGUUAGGAUACCAGAUACACGACUCGUGCUCUGCAGUGCCGAUGGCUGUUAAAGUUGCAUUUCAAUUUGCAAACGGGAUGGAACCAUUUUACAAUGAUACUGAUUCCUGUUCAAAAUCAGCAGCUGCAGCUGUUCCUGCUCUCGUGGGAGAGUCUGCUUCAACCCCCUCUAUCAGCAUGGCCAGAAUACUGGGACUCCUUGGAAUUCCACAGGUAAGCAAUUACGCAACCUGCGCAUGUCUGAGCGAUAAGCGUCAGUAUCCUACUUUCUUCAGGACCGUGCCAAGUGACCACCACCAAGCGGCCGCACUAGCAAGGAUGGUCAGACACUUUGGCUGGACAUGGAUUGGGGCAGUGCGCAGCGACUCAGACUAUGGAAAUAAUGGAAUGGCGUCGUUUCUAAAGGCUGCGCAGGAGGAGGGAAUCUGUGUGGAGUACUCCGAGUCCUACUACAGAACACAACCGCGCAGUAAACUGGAGAGAGUGGCGAACGUCAUCCGGAGAUCAACAGCCCGGGUAAUAGUAGCGUUUGUUGCUUCAGGAGAUAUGAGGUUUCUGUUGGAGGAGCUGGCGAGACAGCCUCCGCCUCCCCUUCAGUGGAUCGGCAGCGAAACGUGGAUUAUAGAACCAGAGUUUCUGCGCUUUAACAUGUGCGCUGGGGCGAUAGGAUUUGGGGUUCCCCGCUCGGUGAUUCCAGGUCUUCGUGAGUUUCUUCUGGAUCUCUCUCCAACACAAGCACUGAAAUCUCCUCUGCUAACGGAGUUUUGGGAGAGCUCGUUCAGCUGUAGCCUAAAAGGCUCCUCAGAAGGCGCGCGGGAAUGUGAUGGUAGUGAGGAUAUCCGCGCGCUGCAGAACCCGUAUACAGACACGUCGCAGCUGCGCAUCACUAACAUGGUGUAUAAAGCUACGUAUGCCAUAGCGCAUGCCAUCCAUGGUGUUAUCUGUAAUGACACGCAGUGCGACAAGAGCGCUAAAUUCACACCAUGGCAGAUACUCGACCAGCUCAAGAGAGUGAGCUUCACUACAAAGAAUGGUUUUCAGGUCUCGUUUGACUCCAAAGGAGACCCUGUGGCCGUCUACGAGCUCAUAAACUGGCAGGUUAAGAAAGGUGGCACAAUAGAUUUCAUCGCUGUGGGUCACUACGACUCAUCCAGACCAAGAGGCCAGGAGUUCAGUAUGAGCAGAAGUGUCAGCUGGAUGGGGGGACAGACUGAGGUGCCAAGAUCUGUGUGCAGUGAGAGCUGUCCUCCAGGGACCAGGAAGGCUGUGCAGAAAGGAAAGCCAGUCUGCUGCUAUGACUGUAUACCAUGUGCAGAAGGAGAGAUCAGCAACAAGACAGACUCUCUAAAUUGUGUGCGCUGCCCUCCUGAGUUCUGGCCCAACACCCAGCGAGACAGCUGCCUCCCCAAGCCUGUGGAGUUCCUGUCCUGGGACGACACUCUGAGCAUCAUCCUGACAGUGUUCUCCAUCACUGGGGCAUUCAUAGCUGUAUGUGUGGCUGCUGUUUUCUACAAACACAGAACCUCUCCAAUUGUCCGAGCAAACAACUCAGAGCUGAGCUUCCUGCUGCUCUUCUCACUGACUCUGUGUUUCCUUUGUUCACUUACUUUCAUUGGUCAGCCCUCUGAGUGGUCCUGUAUGCUGCGCCACACAGCGUUUGGGAUCACCUUCGUCCUCUGCAUCUCCUGUGUUCUGGGAAAAACAAUAGUGGUGUUAAUGGCCUUCAGAGCUACACUUCCAGGCAGUAAUGCCAUGAAAUGGUUUGGGCCUCCACAGCAGAGACUCAGUGUUCUCACCUUCACUCUCAUACAGGUCCUAAUUUGUGUUCUUUGGUUGACAAUAUCUCCUCCUCUCCCCUUCAAAAAUCUAGAACAAUACAAGGAAAGGAUAAUCCUGGAAUGUGGAUUAGGUUCAGCUAUAGGAUUCUGGGCUGUGCUGGGUUAUAUAGGAUUUCUGGCUCUUUUGUGUUUUAUUUUAGCUUUUCUAGCACGGAAGCUGCCUGAUAACUUUAAUGAAGCCAAGUUCAUCACAUUCAGCAUGCUCAUAUUCUGUGCAGUAUGGAUCACCUUUAUCCCAGCUUAUGUCAGCUCUCCUGGAAAGUUCACUGUAGCUGUAGAGAUAUUUGCUAUUUUAGCAUCAAGCUUUGGCUUAAUCAUUUGUAUUUUUGCUCCCAAGUGUUUCAUAAUUGUUUUUAGGCCACAGCAGAAUACCAAGAAACACAUCAUGGGCAAGGUACCCUCCAAGGCUCUUUGAGGCCCUCAAACAAAUUACUAUGUCAAUGAAAAACUCAGAUGAACUCUAGUGAUGUAAAUUUCUUUUUUCAAAAUUCACUCCCAUACC
Molecule: messenger RNA, 5169 nt
Organism: Pygocentrus nattereri (red-bellied piranha)
Lineage: Eukaryota; Metazoa; Chordata; Actinopteri; Characiformes; Serrasalmidae
Product: vomeronasal type-2 receptor 1-like
Exons: 12
Coding region: 31-5082 (1683 amino acids)
Biological process (GO): G protein-coupled receptor signaling pathway
Cellular component (GO): membrane
Molecular function (GO): G protein-coupled receptor activity
Source: RefSeq, a predicted model, not a curated record